Messenger RNA from Epithele typhae, 219 nucleotides. Its product is annotated as high mobility group box domain-containing protein. The record is from RefSeq and is a predicted model, not a curated record. Gene Ontology annotation, cellular component: nucleus. Gene Ontology annotation, biological process: regulation of transcription by RNA polymerase II. NCBI's taxonomy places the organism in Eukaryota, Fungi, Basidiomycota, Agaricomycetes, Polyporales, Epitheliaceae. The transcript has a single exon. Gene Ontology annotation, molecular function: RNA polymerase II cis-regulatory region sequence-specific DNA binding; DNA-binding transcription factor activity, RNA polymerase II-specific. The annotation marks the transcript as partial.
AUCCCCCGCCCUCCCAACGCUUUCAUGCUCUACCGCUCUCACCUCCUGAAGACUGGCAAGAUCCCGAAGGAGUUCGAGCAUCGCCAGCAGAACAUCAGCCGAGUCGCCGGUGAGUGCUGGAACAUGCUCAGCAUGGACGAGAAGGCGGUGUGGCACGCCGAGGCACGCAACGCGCUCGAGCUGCACAAGCUCCGUCACCCCGACUACAAGUUCGCUCCC